UCUUUAGAAAUCAUGCAGGAGUGAGACAGUUUGAUUUGAUCAUGGUAAAGAUUGGUAGAGGUUGUAUUAACCUAUUCGUUACUUUUUUAUUAUAUCAAGUUAAAAGCGCAUAUGAAUAAUCUUUAGUAGAACAAUAUCAAUUAAUAAAAUCAUGUUCGCAAUACGACGAGCGGUACAAUUAGUAAGAUAUAUUAAUGUACAAAAUUCUGUUAAAUUUCAUCAUGCAUUUGCGUCCCUAAAAGCGUACUCCACAAAUACGCAGCACGAAAAAUGUGAUCUUUUGAAAGACGAUAUUAAUAAAUCAAGUAACGAAACGAAUGAUAUUAAUAAAUCAAUCAACGACAAAAACGAUCUUAAUAAAUCAACCAACGAAAAUGGUAAGGAAGAGAAUAAGAAAGUGUUUGCAAAAAUAGAAACGAAACUUCAAUUAAUUUUCAUUUGUAAAAAAUGCAAUACACAAAACAAUAAAAUAAUUUCAAAGUUGGCAUACCAAAAGGGUGUGGUAAUAAUACGCUGUGAUGGUUGUAAAAAUAAUCAUCUUAUAGCUGAUAAUUUAGGAUGGUUUAGUGAGUUAGGUCAACAUAUAAAUAUUGAAAAAAUAUUAACAGCAAAAGGAGAAACAGUUCGCAAGAUACAAUAUAACGCUGAAGGAUUUCUUGCUCUUCCAAAAGAAGAACUGAACACUCAAGAAGAAAAAGGAAAUCCUAAUGAUAAAUCUAAAAAUGAAAUAGAUUCAAAAUAAGGAUACAUGGAAGUAGGCAAUUCUAAGAAAAUAUAUAGGUAAAAAUAUAACUAUAGAUAUAAAUAAAAAUGUAGACGAAUUAAGACUUUACUAUAAAU
Molecule: messenger RNA, 840 nt
Organism: Vespula pensylvanica (western yellowjacket)
Lineage: Eukaryota; Metazoa; Arthropoda; Insecta; Hymenoptera; Vespidae
Exons: 1
Coding region: 152-742 (196 amino acids)
Biological process (GO): protein folding; protein import into mitochondrial matrix; protein stabilization
Cellular component (GO): mitochondrion
Molecular function (GO): zinc ion binding; protein-folding chaperone binding
Source: RefSeq, a predicted model, not a curated record